Metopolophium dirhodum (rose-grain aphid) is the source of this 3068-nucleotide messenger RNA. RefSeq names its product E3 ubiquitin-protein ligase UHRF1-like. Gene Ontology annotation, biological process: protein ubiquitination; negative regulation of gene expression via chromosomal CpG island methylation. The transcript has 13 exons. NCBI's taxonomy places the organism in Eukaryota, Metazoa, Arthropoda, Insecta, Hemiptera, Aphididae. The record is from RefSeq and is a predicted model, not a curated record. The coding region runs from base 437 to 2749 and encodes 770 amino acids. Gene Ontology annotation, molecular function: ubiquitin protein ligase activity; protein binding.
CCUGCCGACGACAGUUGUCUACUCUACUCGUUCGCCGUCGCCGUCGUCGCUCGUCAAGUCGUCCGUCCGUCACUAGCGGAUACACGACUCUGCCCAUGCGCGUUGGCAUUUUUCGGCAGGUCGCACACGUCUUGUGCCGAUCGGCGAUCGCCAUUUAUAGUCAUUUCAUUUUCCGACUUCGGUCGCGUCUCGACUCCCUGCCCGCCGCACGCUUGUUGGUCGUCGUUCACGUCUCGUGGCUAACACAAAACCGUGUGUCGUUGUUGUUGUUCAUACCGUAUUUUAGUUUUUCAUAUUUUCGCGGCCCGUCCCGUUGACGCGACGACGUUCAGCGGUCGUCGUUUCACUCGCGCCACUCGUUCCUCCGACGUCGACGCCAGAGUACGGAGGUGCAACAUCUUAGUCGGACAGGAAUAUCGCCGUCGCCGCCGCCGUCAUGCACGUGCUAGUUAGGAUGAUGAGCUCCGGCAGGGGGGUCGUGAUACCCACGUCCAGGACGACGAAGAUCAGCUUACUGAAAUCGCUCAUCGAGAAGAAGCUUAACGUCAAACCGGAAACUCAACGACUGUUCUUCGCCGGCAAACAGCUGGAAAACCAGUAUAGCCUCUUCGAUUAUAGUAUUAAUAUAAACGAUUGUAUACAGUUGACAAUCGUAUCUGUUUCUGAAGAAACUAAAACUAUUGAAGAACCAACGUUGAAGCUUUCUAAGAAUUUGAAAAAGAAAACAUCUAUUCCAAGUUGUGCAUCAGACACUAAUGAAAAAACAAAAAAAGAUGAUUUAGAUGAUAUAUCUGAAGAAAGCAAGUAUUUUAAAUUGGGCGAUUAUGUUGAUAUCAGAGAUUAUGAGUAUGGCGUGUGGUACAUGGGUAAAAUAGUGAAGAUUAAAAAAGAUAAUUCUUCAGAAAUUGAACCAACUUCCUCCUCUGAUAAUCUAGAGGAUGAUGGGCUUAUUUAUUUUGUAGAGGAUGCAGGAUGUACUACUAAUCCACCCACUAAAGCUAAAUUGAAAGAAAUAAGACCAUAUUCUAUUGAUAUCCUGCCAUUUGAUCAAUUAAAAAUCAAUGAUAAAGUUCUUAUGAAUUAUAACCAAGAUUAUCCCAAAGAACGUGGCUAUUGGUAUGACGUAUUAGUGAAACAGAUAAUAGUCAAUAGACGAAUUCGUGAAGUAGUAGGAAAUAUUACUAUUGGAUCGAAUAAGGCAGUGUUGGAUAAUUGUCGUUUAAAGUUUGUUGAUGAUAUUUUCAUAAUAAAACCAUACAAGCUAGUUGCAGAAAGAAGUAAAGAUGAAGAUACUUUCAUGCAAACAAAGCCUUCUAUAGAAAGAGCUACAGCUUUAAGUUGCGCUAGAUGCAAAGACAACAAAAAUAAACUGUGUGUAUACUGCGCGUGUAGUGUUUGUGGUGGCAAGGAAGAUGAGAAUAAACAGUUAUUGUGUGAUGAAUGUGAUAACAGUUUUCAUAUAGGCUGCCUUACACCGCCUAUGACAGAGAUUCCAGAUGUUGACUAUUGGUAUUGUCCAACAUGCAAAGUUGAUGAUGACGAAAUUGUAAAAGCUGGUGGAAAAUUAAAGGCCUCAAAAAAAAAGACAUUAGCCUCAACAUCAACACGUGAUUGGGGCAAAGGAAUGGCGUGUGUUGGAAGAACAAAGAAAUGUAACAUUGUUCCACCAAACCAUUUUGGUCCCAUUCCGGGUGUUGAAGUUGGCACUACAUGGUUAUUUCGUGUUCAAGUAUCUGAAAGUGGUAUUCACCGUCCUCCAGUUGGAGGAAUACACGGGCGUGACAAUCAAGGUGCAUUUAGUAUCGUAUUAAGUGGUGGUUAUGAAGAUGACAUUGACAAUGGUGAAGAAUUCAUGUAUACCGGUUCAGGUGGAAGAGAUCUGUCUGGAAAUAAACGCACUGCUCUGCAAAGUUGUGACCAAGAACUGACACGCUAUAACAGGGCUUUAGCUCUCAACUGUAAUGCAGAUAUCAAUAAUAAAGAAGGAGCAACAGCUGUGGAUUGGAAAAAAGGCAAACCAGUUAGAGUUGUACGAAAUUAUAAACUUCGUAAGCAUUCAGAAUAUGCACCGGAAGUAGGCAAUCGCUAUGAUGGUCUUUAUAAAGUUACAAAGUAUUAUCCAGAAACUGGAAUAUCUGGAUUUGUUGUUUGGCGUUUUGUAUUAAAACGAGAUGAUCCUAUACCAGCUCCUUGGACCGCAAAAGGCAAAAAGCGUAUAGUUCAACUAGGUCUUGAAAUAAUUUAUCCUGAAAAUUAUAUACCUCCUACUGAGCUUGAUAAUGAAAAAUCAGAUGUACCCGGUUCUAAAAGGAAAAGAACACUUCAAGACGACACUAAUAUAGAAAACAAUGAGUUAAAUGAAAAUGUACCAAAAAAAAAAGAUGAAAAGAAAGCAAAAAUGCAUUAUAAACUGGAAAAUGAAGCAGAAGAAUUAAUCGCAGCUGACUCUGCCAAUAAAAAAUAUUGGGAUGAUUGUAAGGCCUUGUUAAAAGACGGCAAAAAAGCAUUUUUGGAUAGAAUUGAAGAAACUUUUAUGUGUAUUUGUUGUCAAGAUAUUGUCUUUGAACCAAUUACAUUAGAAUGUGCUCACAACAUUUGUAAAGGAUGUUUGAAAAGAUCGUUCAGAUCUGAGGUGUACCAAUGCCCAGCAUGUAGAGCUGAAUUGGGAAAAACUUACUCUAUGAAGAUCAAUAUUACAUUAGCUAAUACUCUUUCGUAUUUCUUCCCGGGAUAUACUGCGGGUCGUUAAUAAUAUUGUUUUAAUUACUUGUACAAACAACAUUUAUUACAAAAUAUGGCAGUAUACAUUUAUUUUUAUUUUUAUUAUUAUUUUUCUCAGCAAGAUCUCUUUGGAUAGAACAGAAUUUUAUUUAAAUUUAUUUUGCAACUUUAAUUAUUCAUACAUUUAUAUAUAUCUAAUUAUACUUGGAGGUUAAGUAACUCUUAAAAAAAAAAAAAAAAACAUUUUGUAUUCAUGGUUUUCAGUUUUUGUAACACAUUCAAAGUUUAUUGAUGAUUUUUAUUUGUGAAUUACAUUUUUUUUCGAUAAAUAUAUUUUUUGAAGACUA